GGUAUACACAGAUAGCUAACGUCUAUCCUGGGUCCAAACUGUGUACGUGAUUGGAGUUUGUUGUUGUUGUCAGACGCUCUCUUCUCCUACACAUACCGAACAAGUCUACGCCCCUUUACGCCUUUCUCUUUCUUUAUCCUAACACGCUCGCUUAAAUAGCCUCUCUCGUUUUCGACUUCGAUCCGUUAGAUCACGAGUACUCUGACGUAUCCGUGACGUCGCUCUGACAUCACGACUUGUAAACGGCUAACUCUUCCGGAAUAUUCUGCGAUAUACUAUUUAAGAGAUGGGGAUUGAGUGUUACAUAUUAGUUGGUGGUAGGUCGAUAUUAGGGUUAAGCUUGACAUAACCAUUGGAUUGGCGACUAAUGGAAUAUUGGACUCGGACCAACAUAUUAAGUGUGGGAUAUUCUUGCAUUGUUGCAUCACCACGAGAGUGCUAUUGCGUCACAGAUCAAUUUACUUAUGAAUCUACCACAGAGAAUAUGCUUGUACCCAACGACCAGCAUCCAAAUGAUGAAGAACCGGGUAUGAUAGAUUCUCUAUCAUCUCCCGCAAGCAAUGAAGUCGAUGCGGUGCAAACUGUACUAACAGUAGAAGCUACGAGUACGUUUUCACCCAGCAAAGAUGUUCCCAGACGAGGAACUGGUGAAUUAAAAAGGCAGCUGUCCGAUCCUGCAAUGCCAGCAACUACACAAAACGAUAACUUCAAAGAACGAACGGGUAAUGACAAAGAACUGGAAGAUUGUGAAAUGUUAGAGCAAAACGACUUAUUCUGUAAUGAAGAACCGUUGACAACCCACUCUGACGAGACGGGUGUGUUUGACAUGACAGAUAUCUUAGAUAACUUGGACGACAAGGUUUUUGUUGAUAAAACACCCCGAAAAGCGAAUGCAUCUGGGACCGAAGAAAAACAGCAAGCACAAGCAAGUACAGAGGACGAGCUGGAAGUCUUUCACGUUCCAAACCCGGUACGUCGUUCAAGGUCAGACACAGAUAAUGGAUGCGUGACACAUGCGGCAAGCACCGUGCGUAGAAGAAAGUCUGUUCAUUUUGCGGAUUCUCGUGGUCUUGAUUUGGAAGUGCGCAUAUCAUUUAAACAAGACGAUCAUAACGUACCGCCACGUUUAAAAGAGGCAUUAGACAAAGUACGAGCGCAAGUCGACGGAGAACCGUCGGGAAUGGAACUAUACGCUGGAGGGAGUUUUGAUACAGUUCGGACACAUUUUUCUCUCAAUGUAAACUUUCAGCAACCUUUUUUGGACCCAAGUUUUCAGAGAAGGAUAUCAAGUCAAAACGUUUGUUUGGAAAGUAUUUCGAUCCUUCCAUUUUCUCUGUCACUCACAGGCGUUAUACGAGUCGUCAAUCUUGAGUUUCAAAAACAAGUUUUCGUCCGUUACACAGCGAAUAAAUGGAGAUCCUUUUCGGAUAUUCCCGCGUGUUUCGUGUCCACCGUUCAUAAUUUCAAUCAGGAUCAGUUUUCCUUUCACUGUGUUGCGCCAAGCGAUAUACAAAGCAAUGACGUCAUCGAAAUGGCAGUGGGUUACAGACUACCGUUAUCGGGCCGGACAUUCUGGGACAAUAACAACGGAAGAAAUUACGCAAUAAGCUACGUCGAGCACCAUGCCACGCAUUCAGAUACCGCGUUGAUGACGUAGGGUGACGUCACACCCAAUGACGUCAUACCCCGUGACGUCAUAUCAUCAGUAACGUCACACUCCGAACAGGUCACAGGCCAGCAAAAGCCCAUAUAACCGACGUGGUGCUUUAAAAAAGGUGUUAUUCAAUCUUAAUAAUUGUAAUACUUUUAUUACCAAUACAUCUGAUGACGGUUUGAAAGCUGAACUACUGCUGCGCUUUGGAAGAGACAUAACCCAGUCUGGGGCACAAGUUUUAAAAGAACUGUAUUAUAAACGCAAAUUUUUGUAUAACUGUCUGAUGCGGUUGCUUAUACACGUUUUUUUUGUGUGUCCUGCGUAGAUUAGCGAUUUUCAAAUCCCGAGCUGUUGUUGCAACGUAAUUAAUUUCACUGUACACGUUUUUGUUGGUAUGCGCGAUGGGACACAUGCGUGGUUCACUUGUCGAUCCUUGACUGCGUGAAAGCGCGCUUUUACGUAAUUGUUAAUUUGUAUAUUGCGUAAUCAUUGUGUUUGCGUAAUCCCCUUAACACACAAAUUUGCUGUAUAUUGCAAGCAUCACUAAGCUCACAUUCUGUAUCACACAAUCGCCAAGCUUAAUUGCUGCUUUUAACAAGAGUGAAAUAUAUAUAGAAGCUAGUUGCACUUGAAUUUGAAGCUGUCAUGUGCAGAUCACGCACUCUCACAAUUAUGCACUGUGAACAUAAUUCCCCUUCCUGUGCGGGCGUUAGUACAUCAAAAUUAAAGUAUUCGUUUUAAUUGCGAACCUAAGCCAUCGCACUCGUUGUGGUUCAAAACCCAUCACGACGUGUCGCGAUUUAACAAGUUAAACGGCCCCGAAAGACCUUUUCCAUCCUUUCACUGCAGUACAUUUAAUUCUUCUUAUUUUAAUAAAAUUUAUAUCUUGCCGUGUAGCUUACACAUUUGCUUUCAAAAUCAAUCAAAGGUGCCAGAAUGUCAAGCAUUCGUCCAUUUUCGUUGCCUGGCUUUGCAAAUUUAAGUUUAAUAUUUGCUUAUGUUUUGUAACGUAAGGAUUUUAUAUUUACCCCAUAUAUAUGUGAUUGCAUUAUUUUAAGAAUAUCUGAUAUACAAUUGCCGCACGAAUUUUAGGGACGAACUGCAUUUUUAUUCAUUUGAUUUUGCAUCCUUUAAAAUGUACAUGAAAACCAUUAUGUGUUAAAAAUUGCUUUUUCGUUCUGCCAA
This is a messenger RNA of Ciona intestinalis (vase tunicate), 2839 nucleotides long. The record is from RefSeq and is a predicted model, not a curated record. NCBI's taxonomy places the organism in Eukaryota, Metazoa, Chordata, Ascidiacea, Phlebobranchia, Cionidae.